AUGAGUCAAGAGGAGAUAUGGGCUAAGUAAGAGGAAAUGAAUUUAUAAGUUGAGGAGGGUGAGUAAAGAAGGAAGAAUAAAAAAAGAGUAAUUACAAAUCCCAAUUAAUUAACAGGACAUUGGAGUGAAUAGGAACAUAACACAUAUUUAGAUUUCUUGAAUAUGCAUAGAACAGUCAUGGAAUCAUAAGAUUAAAAGAAAACUAGCAAGAUCUUCAAAUUGAUGAGUGAAACUAUUGGUACUCGAAGUCCCUCUCAAUGCCGGUCUCAUCACCAGAAGUUUAAUCCUUUUGUGCAUUCUGUAAAGAAGAGAUAGAAGGGAGUGGCUCGAAAGAGAAAGGAGAACGGAAACUAGGAUAAAGUAGACAAAUAUAAUGAGAAUGGUAUGUUGCAGCAAUUUAUGGUUGGGCCCCCAUUUUAUUAAUAGUAACAGGGUUUUCAGGAUUACUAAUUUCAGUUUCCUUAGAUGCCAUACAUGUUUCAGAUGUUGGAUCAGAUGGGCAAAGAUGAGGAUAAAAUAAAUAUAUACGAUCAAUAAUAGUUGUACUAUUAGUAAUACUUGAUGGCAUAACAGUAAUUGCAGCAGUAAAUGGAUGAGAAAAACCUGUUUUGUUAUUUUAUGUAGCCUCAAUAGGUUCAGAUGAAUUUGAAUUACUAUCCACCAUAGGUGAUAUCUAAUAUAUCAGAUGAAAUGAACAUCAAAGAUAAUCAAUUUGAUGAAUAAUGA
Paramecium tetraurelia is the source of this 726-nucleotide messenger RNA. RefSeq lists its product as uncharacterized. The transcript has 2 exons. The record is from RefSeq and is a predicted model, not a curated record. Lineage: Eukaryota; Ciliophora; Oligohymenophorea; Peniculida; Parameciidae.